AUGUUGCGACAUAAUCUCAGAUAUACCUUGCGGGGCAGUCUACCUGCAGCUACUUCGUCGACGAAACGACAAGCACAAAAAGUCGGCCAUAUACCCUACACUCAGUUAGGACAUACUUCAAAGAACAUUUCUAUUAUCCCUCAGUUUAACCGCGGGCCACUUUCAGCAGUCGGCCACCUCUGGGACGACUAUGAUCAGUUGUUUUCCAACAAACACAGGGCGAAUCUCCGAAUUUUCGCGCCAUCAUUUGACAUUCGCGAGACGGAAGAUGCAUACCACCUAAGUGGGGAUCUUCCAGGUGUCAAAGCCAAAGAUCUGGAUAUUGAAUUCCAAGAUUCACAUUCCCUCAACAUCAAGGGCCAUACCGAGCGCGAUUCAACUUCUGGUGAAGGCUCUUGGUGGGUUUCUGAACGAUCCGUUGGUGACUUCCGACGAACUUUCAAUUUCCCAUCUGCUGUCAACCAGGAAAAAGUUCACGCGAGCUUGAAGGAUGGGGUCCUUUCAAUGACAGUACCAAAGACUGACUCGACCGCUACUACUACGAAAAUCACUGUUGACACGGAACCUGUGGAAAGCUCUUCGUGA
Molecule: messenger RNA, 585 nt
Organism: Penicillium crustosum
Lineage: Eukaryota; Fungi; Ascomycota; Eurotiomycetes; Eurotiales; Aspergillaceae
Product: Hsp20/alpha crystallin family protein
Exons: 1
Coding region: 1-585 (194 amino acids)
Biological process (GO): response to hydrogen peroxide; response to salt stress; protein folding
Source: RefSeq, a predicted model, not a curated record